AUGAUAGACCAAGGCCAUCGAUUUACCUCAUGGCCGCUUGUGCCCGGUCUGGAUGGCGCCGGGGUGGUUGACCAGGUCGGCGCAGCAGUGGAACGGUUCAGUCCGGGCGACAGAGUCGCUGCCCUCUUUGCCCCUGGGGAUCGAAGUGCCUCUUAUCAAGAGUUUUCAGUGGUGAAGGAAACCUCUGUGGCCAAAAUUCCGGACGCGUGGUCGUUCGAAAGUGCCGCAAGUCUCGGGGUUUCUUAUCUUACUGCCGUUAUGGCACUUGGGGGGGGCUUGCAGUCUCCUCUUCCGUUUCUCGAGAAUGGGCCAACCACGGGUUUCGUCCCUUCGAGUGUUCUGGUCCUGGGCGGUAGCUCUGCUCUUGGUGCUGCUGUAGUUCAAUUGCUACGUCUUUCACUGCCUGGCAGCAGAGUAUUCACUACGAGCUCACCAAAGCACCAUGCGUAUCAAAAGCAAGUCCUCGGUGUUGAUCAAGCUUUCCCGAGAGAGUCUCCUUCUUUAGUCGACGAUGUUAAAUCAGCCACGGAGGGAGGCUGUGGUGUGGAUGCGAUAAUCGAUGCUGUCGGCGCUGGGGCGACCCAAUCCAAAAUUUUCGAAGCCUUCAAUAAAGAUGGCCCAAAGCGAUAUGCGCAAGUCUGGACCGGAGAUGACGAGAUUCGGGUACCGGACGGUGUGGACUCGGUUUUAUUCCGCAGUCGCGACCUUCCGCAAAUACAAGGCCACGAAAAUGUCAUGAAGGCAUUGCAAGGUCUGUUAGAAGAUGGGAAGUAUCGUCCGCCUCUACCACUGCGCGUUGUUGGACGAGGUUUACCAGGCUUGAAGGAAGGCCUGGAUAUCAUCCGCGGGGGUGUCAGUGGGGAAAAGCUAGUGGUCAAUCUGUGA
Penicillium chermesinum is the source of this 885-nucleotide messenger RNA. Its product is annotated as zinc-binding alcohol dehydrogenase family protein. The transcript has 2 exons. NCBI's taxonomy places the organism in Eukaryota, Fungi, Ascomycota, Eurotiomycetes, Eurotiales, Aspergillaceae. The record is from RefSeq and is a predicted model, not a curated record. Bases 1 to 885 code for a protein of 294 amino acids. Gene Ontology annotation, molecular function: oxidoreductase activity, acting on NAD(P)H.